CACUCACUUUGCCCCGGUGCUUCCAGCCCAUAAACCUACACCCGCACUCGAUAAGCGCAUAGACAUGGCCCUCAGGACUCCGGAAAAAGUGCAUGACCGAUUAUCCAGUGAUGAUCUGGAGAAGGAUGACCAAGAUCCAGAACAUCUCACAUCAUGGCGGCUAGGCGUCGUUAUUACCUCGCUGUGUCUCGGUGCAGUGCUCUAUGGAUUGGACAUGAACAUCAUCGGCGUUGCAGUACCCGCGAUCACAUCUGAAUUUCAUUCUUUGGACGACAUUGCAUGGUAUUCGGCUGUCUAUCUACUAACGAUAACCGCAUUCCAGCCAUUUUUCGGAAACAUUUAUAAGUACUUCCCGGCGAAGUCUGUAUACGUCGUCUCUAUAAUUUUUUUCGAAAUCGGGUCGCUAGUAUGCGCAACCGCAAGCUCAUCGCCGGUUCUCAUCUUCGGACGAGCUUUGCUGGGGUGCGGAGCCGCCGGACUGCUGCAGGGAGCGUUAGGAAUCGUAAGCUUCAUCGUAGAGUUGGAAAAGGUUCCCAUGUAUCAGGGUAUUAUCGCCGCAGCGGCUGCAAUCAGUGCGACCGCGGGCCCUGUUAUAGGGGGUGCACUCACUGAUCAUGCCAAUUGGAGGUGGUGUUUUUGGAUCAACAUACCGAUCGGUCUUACUGUGGCCGUUGGUGUUUUCUCCUGCUGCCAUCUCUGCAAUGAUACAAAUAAAGGAAACCUACAGCUACCGCUUCGUGAAAAGCUGCGGCAUCUUGACCUCAUCAGUACUGUCAUCUUCCUGGGCGCCAUCGUCUCGCUUCUACUUGCUCUGCAAUGGGGAGGUCGGACUAUGGCCUGGAAUAGUGCUAAGUCUAUCGGUCUAUUUAUCUGCUUCGGUACUUUGACGAUCAUCUUCAUUAUCGCACAAUGGAAGUUGGGUGAAUACGCGACGAUACCCUUUCGCAUCGUUAGGAUUCGUUCCGUCUACAUGGGUGCUAUGGUCCUCUUCUUCCUCGGUGUUGCGAGUAUUUCGCUGGCGUUCUACCUCCCACUUUAUUUUCAAGCCAUCCAGGGUGUCUCAGCAACUCAUAGCGGGAUUAACAUGCUUGCCUACGUGGCGCCUACGAUCGUCUCGAUAGGUAUCACGGGUGCAUUGGUGUCAAAGCUCGGCCAUUAUGUUCCUUUCAUGGUGGUAGGAGCUGCAAUUGGUAGCAUUGCGGCUGGAUUUAUGACGCGAUUUGACGCUGACACGCCAACAUUAAGAUGGGCAGCAAUAGUUGUUGUCCAUCGAAUUGGCCUAGGUAUGGCACAACAGCUGCCAUACACUGCGCUACAGGCAGUGCUAGAAACUGCCGAUACCUUGACGGGUAAUGCAAUUGCGAUUUUCUUCUGGCAACUAGGAGGCGCAGUCGCAGUUUCCGUCGGUCAAACCCUUCUUCUCAACAACCUCCGUGUCAACAUUCCAAAAAGCAUCAGCGGAGUAGCCCCACAAGAUGUUAUCGAUGCCGGUGCCGGAGGUAUCGCGGCCAUCGCACAAAGUCCUCUGGCGCUCCGGAAAUUACGCGAAGCCUACGCCGAGUCGUUGAAAGGUACUUUUGUGCUCGCGCUGGUGGGAUCGUGUCUUGCGCUGCCAUUUGCCGCCGGGAUGCAGUGGUUGAACAUCAAGAAGGUUGCAGAAGAUCGCAGGAAUCGAGCUGAGGUGCAAAAAAUGAAUGCUAGAAACAUCUCGGACAUUGAGGUUAAACUUAGAGGUUUUCAGCGGCCGGUGAGCUCUGUUUGAGGGGCUAUAUCUUAUGUUCAACCUCAUUUGGCGGGCGCACCUACUGGAAGUGGUGUUUGAACCACCCCUAUCGUUGGUUCUUUACAACAUGUGCGAGUCGAAAAGUCGCUGCGUCCACACUGUUCAUAGAGGGGUUAAAACAUGAGGCGCUAUAUUCAAAAAUGAAAAUACU
Paraphaeosphaeria sporulosa is the source of this 1934-nucleotide messenger RNA. RefSeq names its product MFS general substrate transporter. Gene Ontology annotation, biological process: transmembrane transport. The transcript has 9 exons. Gene Ontology annotation, molecular function: transmembrane transporter activity. Lineage: Eukaryota; Fungi; Ascomycota; Dothideomycetes; Pleosporales; Didymosphaeriaceae. The coding region runs from base 65 to 1762 and encodes 565 amino acids. The record is from RefSeq and is a predicted model, not a curated record.